ACAGACAGAGGAGCGGAAUCUUUGAAUGCGGGGCGGUUAAUGCGCAUUGAGACAAACUCUCAACUACUGAGAGGAGACUCUGCGCUGCACACUAGAGUAGGAGACUCUAAUCUACAGCGUUCGCUGACAACAUAGUGCAUGCUCUGUUGCAAAACAUCAUUUAACCAAGACAAUGUGUGUAAUCGCUUUUUGAAAUUGCUGCUCGUGAAAAAGUAAAAAAAAAAAAAAAAAGAGCAGACAGAUGGGAAAUAGGCUUUAAGGCUGGACUCACCGGAAGAUUAAGUAUUGUCUCAAUCAAGACACCGAAUGCAGUCACUGGAAAUGAAAUUCAACCCAAUUCUCUGGUAGAAUUAGCAGGUUUUUCCCCAAUGAAAAAGAGGUAUCUGCUUCGGAACAGUGAAACCAGUUGAUACGUCGUCAGCGGUCUGGAACCUGGGCGGACUGCUCUCCUGAAUUGCAUGGAUUCAUGGUCCCGAAAAGCCGAUCACCGCAAUGACAUCUGCACGUGCGUCCUCUUGUCCCAAAACGUUCCAAAGUGGAUUUAAUCGUCAUUCCUCCUAAAUAAAGUUAUCAAACAUGAGAACACCAAGCUCACUCCUGAUCAUUUUCCUCCUACACCAGGUGUGGUGCAGGAAGGUCCAGAUGCAGUUCCCAGAGACAGAGCUGAUAGAGUGGGAGGAGGGGGACCAUGAGGAGAAGUUCUCCCCCAGCGGAGCCAGUCCCAGAGUCCUCAACCCCCUGAGGCUAUUCGCUAGGGGGGUCCCUGGAGCCGUCGGGCCCCCCAGCCUUAAACACAACCCCAUCAGGGACAUGACAUACCUAGAGAACAUGGAGGACUUCUGGGAUUGGUUAUCCAACCAGACAGAUGUUCAGGCCAGCCAGGUCAGAGCCAAGCGACGACCCAUCGUCAAGACAGGCAAGUUCAAGAAGAUGUUUGGCUGGGGAGACUUCCACUCCAACAUUAAGACCAUCAAGCUUAACCUGCUGAUCACCGGGAAGAUCGUGGACCACGGUAACGGAACGUUCAGUGUCUACUUCCGCCAUAACUCCACCGGCCUGGGGAACGUGUCGGUGAGUCUGGUGCCGCCGUCUAAAGUGGUGGAGUUUGAGAUGGCUCAGCAGUCCACACUGGAGACAAAAGACUCUAAAGCUUUCAACUGUCGUAUCGAGUAUGAGAAGACGGACCGCAACAAGAAGACGGCUCUGUGCAGCUUCGACUCCUCCAAGGUGUGUUACCAGGAACAGACACAAAGCCACGUCUCCUGGCUCUGCUCCAAGCCCUUUAAAGUCAUCUGCAUCUACAUCGCCUUCUACAGCGUGGACUACAAACUGGUGCAGAAGGUCUGCCCGGACUACAACUACCAUAGUGACACUCCCUACUCCUCCACUGGCUGAAGGUCUGCUGGACUACAACUACCAUAAUGACACUCCCUACUCCUCCACUGGCUGAAGGUCUGCUGGACUACAACUACCAUAAUGACACUCCCUACUCCUCCACUGGCUGAAGGUCUGCUGGACUACAACUACCAUAAUGACACUCCCUACUCCUCCACUGGCUGAAGGUCUGCUGGACUACAACUACCAUAAUGACACUCCCUACUCCUCCACUGGCUGAAGGUCUGCUGGACUACAACUACCAUAAUGACACUCCCUACUCCUCCACUGGCUGAAGGUCUGCUGGACUACAACUACCAUAAUGACACUCCCUACUCCUCCACUGGCUGAAGGUCUGCCCGGACUACAACUACCAUAAUGACACUCCCUACUCCUCCACUGGCUGAAGGUCUGCUGGACUACAACUACCAUAAUGACACUCCCUACUCCUCCACUGGCUGAAGGUCUGCUGGACUACAACUACCAUAAUGACACUCCCUACUCCUCCACUGGCUGAAGGUCUGCCCGGACUACAACUACCAUAAUGACACUCCCUACUCCUCCACUGGCUGAAGGUCUGCUGGACUACAACUACCAUAAUGACACUCCCUACUCCUCCACUGGCUGAAGGUCUGCUGGACUACAACUACCAUAAUGACACUCCCUACUCCUCCACUGGCUGAAGGUCUGCCCGGACUACAACUACCAUAAUGACACUCCCUACUCUUCCACUGGCUGAAGGUCUGCUGGACUACAACUACCAUAAUGACACUCCCUACUCCUCCACUGGCUGAAGGUCUGCUGGACUACAACUACCAUAAUGACACUCCCUACUCCUCCACUGGCUGAAGGUCUGCCCGGACUACAACUACCAUAAUGACACUCCCUACUCUUCCACUGGCUGAAGGUCUGCUGGACUACAACUACCAUAAUGACACUCCCUACUCCUCCACUGGCUGAAGGUCUGCUGGACUACAACUACCAUAAUGACACUCCCUACUCCUCCACUGGCUGAAGGUCUGCUGGACUACAACUACCAUAAUGACACUCCCUACUCCUCCACUGGCUGAAGGUCUGCCCGGACUACAACUACCAUAAUGACACUCCCUACUCCUCCACUGGCUGAAGGUCUGCUGGACUACAACUACCAUAGUGACACUCCCUACUCCUCCACUGGCUGAAGGUCUGCUGGACUACAACUACCACAAUGACACUCCCUACUCUCCCACUGGCUGAAGGUCUGCUGGACUACAACUACCAUAAUGACACUCCCUACUCUUCCACUGGCUGAAGGUCUGCCGGACUACAACUACCAUAAUGACACUCCCUACUCCUCCACUGGCUGAAGGUCUGCUGGACUACAACUACCAUAAUGACACUCCCUACUCCUCCAAUGGCUGAAGGUCUGCUGGACUACAACUACCAUAAUGACACUCCCUACUCCUCCACUGGCUGAAGGUCUGCUGGACUACAACUACCAUAAUGACACUCCCUACUCCUCCACUGGCUGAAGGUCUGCUGGACUACAACUACCAUAAUGACACUCCCUACUCCUCCACUGGCUGAAGGUCUGCUGGACUACAACUACCAUAAUGACACUCCCUACUCCUCCACUGGCUGAAGGUCUGCUGGACUACAACUACCAUAAUGACACUCCCUACUCCUCCACUGGCUGAAGGUCUGCCCGGACUACAACUACCAUAAUGACACUCCCUACUCCUCCACUGGCUGAAGGUCUGCUGGACUACAACUACCAUAAUGACACUCCCUACUCCUCCACUGGCUGAAGGUCUGCUGGACUACAACUACCAUAAUGACACUCCCUACUCCUCCACUGGCUGAAGGUCUGCCCGGACUACAACUACCAUAAUGACACUCCCUACUCCUCCACUGGCUGAAGGUCUGCUGGACUACAACUACCAUAAUGACACUCCCUACUCCUCCACUGGCUGAAGGUCUGCUGGACUACAACUACCAUAAUGACACUCCCUACUCCUCCACUGGCUGAAGGUCUGCCCGGACUACAACUACCAUAAUGACACUCCCUACUCCUCCACUGGCUGAAGGUCUGCUGGACUACAACUACCAUAAUGACACUCCCUACUCCUCCACUGGCUGAAGGUCUGCUGGACUACAACUACCAUAAUGACACUCCCUACUCCUCCACUGGCUGAAGGUCUGCUGGACUACAACUACCAUAAUGACACUCCCUACUCCUCCACUGGCUGAAGGUCUGCUGGACUACAACUACCAUAGUGACACUCCCUACUCCUCCACUGGCUGAAGGUCUGCUGGACUACAACUACCACAAUGACACUCCCUACUCUCCCACUGGCUGAAGGUCUGCUGGACUACAACUACCAUAAUGACACUCCCUACUCUUCCACUGGCUGAAGGUCUGCCGGACUACAACUACCAUAAUGACACUCCCUACUCCUCCACUGGCUGAAGGUCUGCUGGACUACAACUACCAUAAUGACACUCCCUACUCCUCCAAUGGCUGAAGGUCUGCUGGACUACAACUACCAUAAUGACACUCCCUACUCCUCCACUGGCUGAAGGUCUGCUGGACUACAACUACCAUAAUGACACUCCCUACUCCUCCACUGGCUGAAGGUCUGCUGGACUACAACUACCAUAAUGACACUCCCUACUCCUCCACUGGCUGAAGGUCUGCUGGACUACAACUACCAUAAUGACACUCCCUACUCCUCCACUGGCUGAAGGUCUGCUGGACUACAACUACCAUAAUGACACUCCCUACUCCUCCACUGGCUGAAGGUCUGCCCGGACUACAACUACCAUAAUGACACUCCCUACUCCUCCACUGGCUGAAGGUCUGCUGGACUACAACUACCAUAAUGACACUCCCUACUCCUCCACUGGCUGAAGGUCUGCUGGACUACAACUACCAUAAUGACACUCCCUACUCCUCCACUGGCUGAAGGUCUGCCCGGACUACAACUACCAUAAUGACACUCCCUACUCCUCCACUGGCUGAAGGUCUGCUGGACUACAACUACCAUAAUGACACUCCCUACUCCUCCACUGGCUGAAGGUCUGCUGGACUACAACUACCAUAAUGACACUCCCUACUCCUCCACUGGCUGAAGGUCUGCCCGGACUACAACUACCAUAAUGACACUCCCUACUCCUCCACUGGCUGAAGGUCUGCUGGACUACAACUACCAUAAUGACACUCCCUACUCCUCCACUGGCUGAAGGUCUGCUGGACUACAACUACCAUAAUGACACUCCCUACUCCUCCACUGGCUGAAGGUCUGCUGGACUACAACUACCAUAAUGACACUCCCUACUCUCCCACUGGCUGAAGGUCUGCCCGGACUACAACUACCAUAAUGACACUCCCUACUCCUCCACAGGCUGAAGGUCUGCUGGACUACAACUACCAUAAUGACACUCCCUACUCCUCCACUGGCUGAAGGUCUGCUGGACUACAACUACCAUAAUGACACUCCCUACUCCUCCACUGGCUGAAGGUCUGCUGGACUACAACUACCAUAAUGACACUCCCUACUCCUCCACUGGCUGAAGGUCUGCUGGACUACAACUACCAUAAUGACACUCCCUACUCCUCCACUGGCUGAAGGUCUGCUGGACUACAACUACCAUAAUGACACUCCCUACUCCUCCACUGGCUGAAGGUCUGCUGGACUACAACUACCAUAAUGACACUCCCUACUCUUCCACUGGCUGAAGGUCUGCUGGACUACAACUACCAUAAUGACGCUCCCUACUCCUCCACUGGCUGAAGGUCUGCUGGACUACAACUACCAUAAUGACACUCCCUACUCCUCCACUGGCUGAAGGUCUGCUGGACUACAACUACCAUAAUGACACUCCCUACUCCUCCACUGGCUGAAGGUCUGCCCGGACUACAACUACCAUAAUGACACUCCCUACUCCUCCACUGGCUGAAGGUCUGUUGGACUACAACUACCAUAGUGACACUCCCUACUCCUCCACUGGCUGAAGGUCUGCUGGACUACAACUACCACAAUGACACUCCCUACUCUCCCACUGGCUGAAGGUCUGCUGGACUACAACUACCAUAAUGACACUCCCUACUCUUCCACUGGCUGAAGGUCUGCCGGACUACAACUACCAUAAUGACACUCCCUACUCCUCCACUGGCUGAAGGUCUGCUGGACUACAACUACCAUAAUGACACUCCCUACUCCUCCAAUGGCUGAAGGUCUGCUGGACUACAACUACCAUAAUGACACUCCCUACUCCUCCACUGGCUGAAGGUCUGCCCGGACUACAACUACCAUAAUGACACUCCCUACUCCUCCACUGGCUGAAGGUCUGCUGGACUACAACUACCAUAAUGACACUCCCUACUCCUCCAAUGGCUGAAGGUCUGCUGGACUACAACUACCAUAAUGACACUCCCUACUCCUCCACUGGCUGAAGGUCUGCUGGACUACAACUACCAUAAUGACACUCCCUACUCCUCCACUGGCUGAAGGUCUGCUGGACUACAACUACCAUAAUGACACUCCCUACUCCUCCACUGGCUGAAGGUCUGCCCGGACUACAACUACCAUAAUGACACUCCCUACUCCUCCACUGGCUGAAGGUCUGCCCGGACUACAACUACCAUAAUGACACUCCCUACUCCUCCACUGGCUGAAGGUCUGCUGGACUACAACUACCAUAAUGACACUCCCUACUCCUCCACUGGCUGAAGGUCUGCUGGACUACAACUACCAUAAUGACACUCCCUACUCCUCCAAUGGCUGAAGGUCUGCUGGACUACAACUACCAUAAUGACACUCCCUACUCCUCCACUGGCUGAAGGUCUGCCCGGACUACAACUACCAUAAUGACACUCCCUACUCCUCCACUGGCUGAAGGUCUGCUGGACUACAACUACCAUAAUGACACUCCCUACUCCUCCAAUGGCUGAAGGUCUGCUGGACUACAACUACCAUAAUGACACUCCCUACUCCUCCACUGGCUGAAGGUCUGCUGGACUACAACUACCAUAAUGACACUCCCUACUCCUCCACUGGCUGAAGGUCUGCUGGACUACAACUACCAUAAUGACACUCCCUACUCCUCCACUGGCUGAAGGUCUGCCCGGACUACAACUACCAUAAUGACACUCCCUACUCCUCCACUGGCUGAAGGUCUGCUGGACUACAACUACCAUAAUGACGCUCCCUACUCCUCCACUGGCUGAAGGUCUGCUGGACUACAACUACCAUAAUGACACUCCCUACUCCUCCACUGGCUGAAGGUCUGCUGGACUACAACUACCAUAAUGACACUCCCUACUCUUCCACUGGCUGAAGGUCUGCUGGACUACAACUACCAUAAUGACACUCCCUACUCCUCCACUGGCUGAUCCAGUCUGUAAGCAUGUCAAUGGAUCUCCCUUAGAGUUAGUCUGAUCAGAAUAUCACCAACCCUGUUUACAAUAUCACUAGCCCUGGUUACAAUAUCACUAACCCCGGUUACAAUAUCACCAACCCUGGUUACAAUAUCACUAACCCUGGUUACAAUAUCACUAACCCUGGUUACAAUAUCACCAACCCUGGUUACAAUAUCACUAACCCUGGUUACAAUAUCACUAACCCUGGUUACAAUAUCACCAACCCUGGUUACAAUAUCACCAACCCUGGUUACAAUAUCACCAACCCUGGUUACAAUAUCACCAACCCUGGUUACAAUAUCACCAACCCUGGUUACAAUAUCCAAUAUCCAGGGUUGGUCAUACUAACAGAACCAGGGUUGGUCAUACUAACAGAACCAGGGUUGGUCAUACUAACAGAACCAGGGUUGGUCAUACUAACAGAACCAGGGUUGGUCAUACUAACAGAACCAGGGUUAUGAUGACCAACCCAGGUUCUGUUAUGACGACCAACCCAGGUUCUGUUAUGACGACCAACCCUGGUUCUGUUAUGAUGACCAACCCAGGUUCUGUUAUGACGACCAACCCAGGUUCUGUUAUGACGACCAACCCAGGUUCUGUUAUGACGACCAACCCUGGUUCUGUUAUGACGACCAACCCAGGUUCUGUUAUGACGACCAACCCUGGUUCUGUUAUGACGACCAACCCAGGUUCUGUCAUGACGACCAACCCAGGUUCUGUUAUGACGACCAACCCAGGUCCUGUUAGUAUGACCAACCCAGGUUCUGUUAUGACGACCAACCCAGGUUCUGUUAUGACGACCAACCCAGGUUCUGUUAUGACGACCAACCCAGGUUCUGUUAUGACGACCAACUCUGGUUCUGUUAUGACGACCAACCCUGGUUCUGUUAUGACGACCAACCCAGGUUCUGUUAUGACGACCAACCCUGGUUCUGUUAUGACGACCAACCCAGGUUCUGUUAUGACGACCAACCCUGGUUCUGUUAUGACGACCAACCCAGGUUCUGUUAUGACGACCAACCCAGGUUCUGUUAUGACGACCAACCCUGGUUCUGUUAUGACGACCAACCCAGGUUCUGUUAUGAUGACCAACCCAGGUUCUGUUAUGACGACCAACCCAGGUUCUGUUAUGACGACCAACCCAGGUUCUGUUAUGACGACCAACCCUGGUUCUGUUAUGACGACCAACCCAGGUCCUGUUAGUAUGACCAACCCAGGUUCUGUUAUGACGACCAACCCAGGUUCUGUUAUGACGACCAACCCAGGUUCUGUUAUGACGACCAACCCUGGUUCUGUUAUGACGACCAACUCUGGUUCUGUUAUGACGACCAACUCUGGUUGACCACAUGACGACCCCUCUGUUCCUCCUCAUCACCUCCACGUGUUCUCAGUAAAUCCCAGCCAAUUAGAACAGUCCAGAUGUGUGGUAUUGGGGUAGACCACGGGCUCUCACGACCACAUGACACCCUGCAGACCUAUACAACAAUGCUAACAUCAAAUCACUUCCUAGGCUUGUUAAAUAUCUAAAUAUUCUAUCAUCUCGAAGGCAUUUCAAAAAAAGGGAAUUUUGAUUCUCUUAGGAGAAUUUCAAGUUCAAGCAAACAUUUGCUAGUUUUUUGUUCCUAUUUCUUCUUUAAUACACCAUGCUGACUGUUUGGGUAAAAUGAUACCAUUGUAUCAAUCCUGGACAGGUGCCUGAUAACAGAAGGGACAGAUACAGUGAGCUCCAAACGUUUUGGGACAGUGCUGGUGUUUUGGCUCUUCAGGACUUUGGAUUUGAAACGAUACAAUGACUAUGAUGUUAAAAUAUAGACUAUCAUCUUUCAUUUCUAUUGUCAUCCAUAUUGGUUGAAUCUUUUAGAAAUUACAGCACUUUUUGUACAUAGUCCCCCCCCCCCAUUUUAGGUGACCAAAAGUAUUGGGACAAAUUCACUUUAUGUAUAAAAGUAGUAAAAUGUUAAGUAUUUGGUACAUUAAGCUUGUGACUACACAUUUGCUGUUUGCUUUGGAUGUGUUUCAUAUUAUGUUGUGGCCAAUAGAAAUGAACAGUUAAAUAAUGGCGUUUUGGAGUCCAUUUUAUUUUAAAUAAGAAUAGAAUUUGUUUCUAAACACUUUGUUUAUUAAUUUUUAUCUAUUUUUAGAACAAAUUCUUAUUUACAAUGACGGCCUACUAAAAGGCAAAAGGCUGGUGACAGUGGCUGGUAUUAAACAUAAAUAAAUAAAAUAUAGGACAAAACACACAUCACGACUAGAGAGACAACACUACAUAUAGAGAAACCCAAGACAACCACAUAGCAAGGCAAGCAACAUAUAACACAGCAUGGUAUCAACACAACAUGACAACAACAUGGUAGCAAAACAACAUGGCUGCAGCACAACAUGGUAGCAGCACAAAACAUGGUACAAACAUUAUUGGGCACAGACAACAGCACAAAGGGCAAGAAGGUAGAACCAACAAUACAUCACGCAAAGCAGCCACAACUGUCAGUAGGAGUGUCCAUGAUUGAGUCUUUGAAUGAAGAGAUGGACAUAAAACUGUCCAGUUUGAGUGUUUGUUGCAGCUCGUUCCAGUCGCUAGCUGCAGCAAACUGAAAAGACGAGCGGCCCAGGGAUGUGUGUGCUUUGGGGACCUUUAACAGAAUGUGACUGGCAGAACGGGUGUUGUAUGUGGAGGAUGAGGGCUGCAGUAGAUAUCUCAGAUAGGGGGGAGUGAGGCCUAAGAGGGUUUUAUAAAUAAGCAUCAACCAGUGGGACUUGCGACGGGUAUACAGAGAUGACCAGUUUACUUGACAAACACUUGAGUGAGAAAGUUAGGGGCAUAAAUAGAAUAACCACAAAAAAUGCUAACGUCUCCUGUUAUUGUAAUGGUGAGAGGUUAGCAUAUCUUGGGGGUAUGAUAUUUGUACUUUCUUACUCCUCAUUAAUCACGAUUCUAUCAGGAUUAUUCGUAAUCAUGGUAACAUCCACAUUAAUGUAGGUGUUUAGAAACAGAUUCUAUUCUUCUUUACAAUAAAAGUUACUCCAAAAUAACACAAUAUAUUAUUGACCAUUAAUUUCUAGUCUACACUUUAACCUCAGAGUCAUUGUAUCAUUUCAAAUCCAAAAAUGCUGGAGUACAGAGACAAAACAACGAAACGUGUCACUGUCCCAAUACUGUUGGAGCUCACUGUAGAUAAUCCAUUAGGCCAGCAUCCUGGAGUCGCCUCUUCACUGUUGACGUUGAGACUGGUGUUUUGCGGGUACUAUUUAAUGAAGCUGCCAGUUGAGGACUUGUGAGGUGUCUGUUUCUAAAACUAGACACUCGAAUGUACUUGUCUUCUUGCUCAGUUGUGCACCGGGGCCUCCCACUCUUUCUAUUCUGGUUAGAGCCAGUUUGCGCUGUUCUGUGAAGGGAGUAGUACACAGCGUUGUACGAGAUCUUCAGUUUCUUGGCAAUUUCUCGCAUGGAAUAGCCUUCCUUUCUCAGAACAAGAAUAGACUGAGGAGUUUCAGAAGAAAGGUCUUUGUUUGAAGCCAUUUUGAGCCUAUAAUCGAACCCACAAAUGCAGAUGCUCCAGAUACUCAUCUAGUCUAAAGAAGGCCAGUUUUAUUGCUUCUUUAAUCAAAACAACAGUUUUCAGCUGUGCUAACAUAAUUGCAAAAGGGUUUUCUAAUGAUCAAUUAGCCUUUUAAAAUGAUAAACUUUGAUUAGCUAACACAACGUGCCAUUGGAACACAGGAGUGAUGGUUGCUGAUAAUGGGCCUCUGUACGCCCAUGUAGAUAUUCCAUAAAAAAUCAGCCGUUUCCAGCUACAAUAGUCAUUUACAACAUUAACAAUGUCUACACUGUAUUUCUGAUCAAAUUUAUGUUAUUUUAAUGGACAAAAAAUGUGCUUUUCUUUCAAAAACAAGGACAUUUCUAAGUGACCCCAAACUUUUGAACGGUAGUGUAUAUAACAAUAGGAGUUAUAGGAGAGGUGUCUGAUAACAAUAGAAGAUAAAGGACAGAUAUAUAGAAACAGGAGUGUUUAGUGAAGCUGGCAGGCUGUUAACAUCACUUUGUCACGGUCCGGACACCUCCUGGCUCUUCCUGACACUCAGCCUGACUCUUCAUGGCUUCCAUUAACAUUAAUUAGAGAGGAUAAUUAUCAUUUACUCUAUGUGACAGAGAAAACUCAAAUGCUCAAAGUUAAAAUUCUCCUCUUCUGGAAUGAUAACAUGCUAGUGAUCAUGGAGCAGAGAUAAACUGGAGAUAUUGUGAGAUAUUACAGGAGUUGUGUGGGGUAGUCCUGAUGUUAAACUGCUGCUCUUAAGGACACACAUGCACUUGACAGGUAAUUCUCCAAACUCAAAACACGCUGAAAAUAAUCACAAAGACAGAUCCUCGCUCUCUUAACCCAUCUGAUAAAAACACAAGCGCCAACUCUUCCUCAAUGUCCGUCUGACAAUUCAGACGCUCCAAAGUGUUCUGGUUUUUAAUUGGAUGUUUAGAUCAUGUGGUUAGAAUGUUUAGGGGUCGUUCCAUCAAUUGGGUUCCUUUUGAAAAGUGUAAAAAAAGUACAUUUUGUUUCACCUAAUUUUAACAUUCUGUCAUUAAUUAACAUUCUGUUAAUUUAAAAAAACACGUUUUCCCAUCUCAAGAGGUUAAAGAAAAAAAUACUAAGCUAACAUAUGGAAUUGUUUUAAGAUGUUCAUACAAUGGAUCAUUUAGCUAUUUCAUUUUGAAUUGUAGGACCCCUUUAGGUAUCAAAAUGAAAUAUUUACUGCUAUAGCCCAUAGAAAUGUAUUGAGUUACGCAUUCAUAAAUGGAAAAAAGACAGUCCAAAAAUAAAUCAGAAGGAAUAAGAUUAUGAAGUGUUUGUCCUACGUCUAGGAGAUAUAAGAAAGCUCAGGACAUAUUUAACCCCUUAGUUUUGUGCCAACAAAAGUAUCUUCAUACUUCCAUUGGUUUGUAUGGGUUACCUUCAGAGUCUCCCAUUUCCAUAGAGGAGUCAUGUAUGGGUUACCUUCAGAGUCUCCCCUUUCCAUAGAGGAGUCAUGUAUGGGUUACCUUCAGGGUCUCCCCUUUCCAUAGAGGAGUCAUGUAUGGGUUACCUUCAGAGUCUCCCCUUUCCAUAGAGGAGUCAUAACCUUCAGAGUCUCCCCUUUCCAUAGAGGAGUCAUAACCUUCAGAGUCUCCCCUUUCCAUAGAGGAGUCAUAACCUUCAGAGUCUCCCCUUUCCAUAGAGGAGUCAUAACCUUCAGAGUCUCCCCUUUCCAUAGAGGAGUCAUACUAGUUUUGUAGGCCAAACCGUUCAGACGCUUCAGGGUGGCUCAUGGUGUGAGCAACACAGCUGAAGAGGUCGACAUAGGCGGAUGGGUGGACUGAGAGCGGAUGGGUGGACUGAGAGCGGAUGGGGGGACUCAGAGCGGAUGGGUGGACUGAGAGCGGAUGGGUGGACUGAGAGCGGAUGGGUGGACUGAGAGCGGAUGGGUGGACUGAGAGCAGAUGGGUGGACUGAGAGCAGAUGGGUGGACUGAGAGCAGAUGGGUGGACUGAGAGCAGAUGGGUGGACUGAGAGCAGAUGGGUGGACUGAGAGCAGAUGGGUGGACUGAGAGCAGAUGGGUGGACUGAGAGCGGAUGGGUGGACUGAGAGCAGAUGGGUGGACUGAGAGCAGAUGGGUGGACUGAGAGCGGAUGGGUGGACUGAGAGCAGAUGGGUGGACUGAGAGCAGAUGGGUGGACUGAGAGCGGAUGGGUGGACUGAGAGCGGAUGGGUGGACUGAGAGCAGAUGGGUGGACUGAGAGCGGAUGGGUGGACUGAGAGCGGAUGACAACAACCUGAUGUCUCCAGUUUAAACUGACAGAUUUUGAUGGGUUUUAUUAUGUUACUUAGAUUUACGCACGGAUGUGUCAACAGACUUAAGGAUUAAAACGAGAGUUCAGUCCACGUAACAGGGUUGACCUUAAAAUUAGGGACUUUUUUUUAAACCUUGAAAUGAAUCACUAAUCACAUUAAAUAAUACAUCAGCAGAAAUGACUGUCAAAGCAACAUAAAAUAACUAGGGCUUUACGAUGAUGCUGAACAUUUAGACAUUUUGGGGAUAGUGGGGUGACAUCUUCCUAGAAGUCACAGAAGGCGUACAGAGGGACAUCACUGGCACUUUAGGGUUAGGGUGAGGGUGAGGGUGAGGGUGAGGGUGAGGGUUAGGGUUAGGGUUAGGUAACCCUCGAAGUUACAGAAGGCGUACAGAGGGACAUCACUGGCACUUUAGGGUUAGGGUUAGGGUUAGGGUGAGGGUUAGGGUUAGGGUUAGGGUUAGGGUUAGGUAACCCUCGAAGUUACAGAAGGCGUACAGAGGGACAUCACUGGCACUUUAGGGUUAGCGUUAGGGUUAGGGUUAGGUAACCCUCGAAGUUACAGAAGGCGUACAGAGGGACAUCACUGGCACUUUAGGGUUAGGGUUAGGGUUAGGGUUAGGUAACCCUCGAAGUUACAGAAGGCGUACAGAGGGACAUGUCACUGGCACUUUAGGGUUAGGGUUAGGGUUAGGGUUAGGUAACCCUCGAAGUUACAGAAGGCGUACAGAGGGACAUGUCACUGGCACUUUAGGGUGAGGGUUAGGGUGAGGGUUAGGGUUAGGGUUAGGGUUAGGUAACCCUCGAAGUUACAGAAGGCGUACAGAGGGACAUGUCACUGGCACUUUAGCAAGUCUUUAUUCAUAUAUUUAAAAAAAAUCAGAUGUAUUGAAUUUCCAUGUGGUUUCCAACUGGGUGUACACUGGCUGAAUCAACUCACUUUCCACAUCAUUUCAGUGAAAUUACAUUCAAACAAUGUGGAAUAGACAUUGAAUAGACGUCUGUGCCCAGCGGGUUUUAUUAAAGGGCACUUCAUUUAAUAAAACAGGCUUUUAAAAUUCGAUAUUUCCACACGAUUUCUACUUAAAAUAAUCACAGGGCACUCAUUUAAUGGAACGACCCUUAGACUGGCUAGAAUGUUUAGAAUGGUUAGAAUAUGUUAUCAAUAAAACGUCACAAUCAGGUGCAGAGCGUUCGGGAUCAUCACCUCUGGAAGAGCAUAGAAACACAAAAUGUCAGAUAAUUCUACAUUCUGCUGUAUCAGUUAUACAGCAGUAACUGUUCAUGGUCGUUUCAGAUACGUAAGGGUAGGCUGACCAUAUCUCUCAAUAUUGGCCACCAAUGAUUGGAUAUUUGAGUGAUAUAAAAUAAAAGUUACCUAUUCCCGACAAGAAUGAGUGGUUUAGGUUCAUUUCCCGUCUUUUGUGGGCUCUUCCUGUCAAGCAGCAGAAGGACUCAUUUUACCGAUGUAGUUAGCUGAUAAUAUUUACAAGCUACCGGUAUAAACUUGUUACAGGCUAAACAGAGGUAAAUAGACCUACUGUACUUCUUUCUCCAACCAACGUAGGCCUACCUAGCAAAGUUAGCUAACAUGAUCCACUUUUCAACAUUGUUUUUUAAGUGUUUAGUCACGAUUGCUGCUGACAGACAUGAUAGGCAUCAUUGAUUGAUGUAUCACGUCAAAUUGGCUAGCUAGCUAAUAACAGAUCGGAUCAAUAUGGCUGGUUAACGAGCUAACGUUCUGGGGAUAAACUUGAACUUGAUUUGCUUGCCAUCUAUAGUGGUGAUGACAGAAGUCCGACUGACAACUUUACCAGGACGAGGACUUGCUGAUGUCAAGGUCUUUCCAAAAGCCUAAUCUCUGAGUUAGCUACAUUCUUAGUUAGCUACAUGCCAAAUGGAUAGGCUACCCUCAGGUAUCUGAAACUACAUGAUCAACUGAUGUUACUGAUCACGAACAGCAUGCAGAUACUUACAGUAUAACUCUGAGAGAGCUAAAUGUGGAAUAAUCAGACGGGUAGUUGAUUAUUGGGGCGGGAGGUAGCCUAGUGGUUAGAGCAGCAGGUAGCCUAGUGGUUAGAGCCUUGGGGCGGGAGGUAGCUUAGUGGUUAGAGCAGCAGGUAGCCUAGUGGUUAGAGCGUUGGGGUGGGAGGUAACCUAGUGGUUAGAGAGUUGGGGAGGCAGAUAAUCUAGUGGUUAGAGCGUUGGGGCGGGAGGUAGCCUAGUGGUUAGAGCGUUGGGGUGGGAGGUAACCUAGUUUUUAGAGAGUUGGGGAGGCAGAUAAUCUAGUGGUUAGAGCGUUGGGGCGGGAGGUAGCCUAGUGGUUAGAGCGUUUGGGAGGCAGGUAGCCUAGUGGUUAGAGCGUUGGUGCGGCAGGUAGCCUAGUGGUUAGAGUGUUGGGGCGGCAGGUAGCCUAGUGGUUAGAGCGUUGGGGAGGCACGUAGCCUAGUGGUUAGAGCGGCAGGUAGCCUAGUGGUUAGAGCGUUGGGGAGGCACGUAGCCUAGUGGUUAGAGCGUUGGGCCAGUACCCGAAAGGUUGCUAAAUUGAAUCCCCGAGCUGACAAGGUAAAAAUGUGUCGUUCUACUCUUGAACAAGGCAGUUAACCCACUGUUCCUAGGCCGUAAUUGUAAAUAAGAAUUUGUUCUUUAACUGACUUGCCGUGUUAAAUAAAGGUCUUAAAAAAUGUUUAACAAUCCCUUGAAAACGGAACACAGUUGUCAAUGGUUUAAGCAGAGCUGGCGGUCUUCUUGCUCUCCAGCAGCCAAAUGGAAUGCUCUGCUCCGUACUGUGAUGUUUUAAGACCUAUGAGGACAUUUGGAACAGAUCAUUAGGAUUCUAUGGUUCCAAAUAUAUGAAAUGUCCAGUCAUGUUGGCUCAUAUCCAGAGGCUGCUACAGCCUCUCACCUCAUGUAAUGUAUGUCAAUCACUGGAGUCAAAGACAUGUAGGUUGAGUUGGAAAGAAAGCAUUAUGUUUCUGAUGUCUUAACUGUAAUUUAAACUAUAAUAUUUUACAAAUGACAAGAACUGUAUUAUGAGCGAACUGAAUCUAAGUUAAUCUAUGUUAAUGUUUUAGUUCUAAUCCAUGUGAAUUGUUCAAUAUGUGUAUGUUUCAGCAAAGAUAAAACUGUACGAGUUUACAUAUGGCUUAAAAAUAAAUGUCAAUUUCUUUCUAUUUUCCAUUAAUGUAUAAUAUAGAUAUUCAUUGUUCCUUAGUUUUGGUGUUUGCCAGUAACAUCUAGUAGAUGUAGCAACGUUGCUAUUUGUUGCAGAGAUUAAAUGAUUAGACUAUUGAUUAUUUGCUUUCUCUGGUUUCUAGUUAGUUAUUGUUCUGUAAGUUAUGUUAUGUGCAUUGGGUAACUGAAAUGUUAAUUUAAAACUAUUUACUUUAAUAGGGAUUAUUUAAUUAAAAUUAAAUGUAAAAAUUGUUUGUAAAAUUUACUUCGGUUUUUAUGACAUUAAACAUGAAUUGAACUUGG
Salvelinus fontinalis (brook trout) is the source of this 16071-nucleotide messenger RNA. Its product is annotated as neurexophilin-2-like. NCBI's taxonomy places the organism in Eukaryota, Metazoa, Chordata, Actinopteri, Salmoniformes, Salmonidae. The transcript has 3 exons. The coding region runs from base 577 to 1395 and encodes 272 amino acids. Gene Ontology annotation, molecular function: signaling receptor binding. The record is from RefSeq and is a predicted model, not a curated record.